Leucoraja erinaceus (little skate) is the source of this 3692-nucleotide messenger RNA. RefSeq names its product synovial apoptosis inhibitor 1, synoviolin (gene syvn1). Gene Ontology annotation, cellular component: cytoplasm. The transcript has 16 exons. NCBI's taxonomy places the organism in Eukaryota, Metazoa, Chordata, Chondrichthyes, Rajiformes, Rajidae. The record is from RefSeq and is a predicted model, not a curated record. The coding region runs from base 335 to 2254 and encodes 639 amino acids.
GGGAGGAGCCGGCGGACAGAGGCGGCGCCGCCAAUGGGCAGAGGCCACGGGCUCGCUUGUGGGGAGUUGUGGCGCAAACGUUGGAGGGGGUUUGCGGGGAGGAAGAGGAGGCGGGUCGGCCCGAGAGGAGUUUUGUGGUGAGCCGAGGAGAGGCGGCGAGACCCGACUGCCCGGUGGUGGGACUAGCACCUGAGGCGGGCGACGGGGACGACACGAGUGCGCUCACGCACCGCGGGCCGAGCCGGUUGGUCGUAUUUCUUCCACCGUCCAGUUCCGGGGGGCCUCGCUCUCCCGGCGUCCCGCCAGCAAGCUGUUUCCCGCGGGGAGGCACGAGAUGGCCCGAUCCAUGUUGGCGACGGCCACCAGCCUGGUGCUCACCACCACCGUGGUCACCCACGCCUACUAUCUCAAGCGCCAGUUCUACCCCACUGUGGUCUACCUCACCAAGUCCAGCCCCAGCAUGGCUGUGCUGUACAUCCAGGCCUUUGUCUUGGUCUUUCUCGUCGGCAAGUUCAUGAGGAAGGUGUUCUUCGGGCAACUGCGGGCUGCAGAGAUGGAGCAUUUAAUCGAGCGCUCCUGGUACGCAGUGACGGAGACCUGCCUGGCGUUCACCGUCUUCAGGGACGACUUCAGCCCGCGCUUUGUGGCCAUCUUCACCCUGCUCCUCUUCCUCAAGUGCUUCCACUGGCUGGCAGAGGAUCGCGUGGACUUUAUGGAGAGGAGCCCGAACAUCUCCGUGCUGUUCCACCUCCGCGUUACCUCACUCAUGGGAUUGCUCACUGUGUUAGACCUCCUGUUUGUAAACCAUGCUUGCCACAGCAUCAUGACCCGAGGCGCGUCUGUCCAGCUGGUGUUCGGCUUUGAGUACGCCAUACUUCUCACCAUGGUGCUGACCAUCUUCAUCAAGUACGUUCUCCACACCAUUGACCUUCAGAGCGAGAAUCCCUGGGACAACAAGGCCGUUUACAUGCUGUACACGGAGCUCCUGACCGGCUUCAUCAAGGUGCUGCUCUACAUGGCCUUCAUGACCAUCAUGAUCAAGGUGCACACGUUCCCGCUGUUCGCCAUUCGCCCCAUGUACCUGACCAUGAGGCAAUUCAAGAAGGCCGUGACUGACGCCAUUAUGUCACGGCGAGCGAUUCGCAACAUGAACACGCUGUACCCCGACGCCAGCCCAGAGGAGCUGCAACUGACGGACAACGUCUGUAUUAUCUGCCGGGAGGAGAUGGUGACGGGAGCCAAGCGACUGCCGUGCAACCACAUCUUCCACACCAGGUGCCUCCGCUCCUGGUUUCCCUCCAGCAGACCUGCCCCACCUCCCGCAUGGACGUUCCUGCGCUUCCACGCUCCCGCGCCUCUCUCUUCCCCCACUCUCAGUCAGCCCCUUCCGCAGACGCCCUUGGUGCCCCAGCAACCGAACCUGCCUCCGGGAAUGAUGCCACCCUUCCCGCCGGGGCUGUUCCCCUUCUGGCCGCCGAUGGGCCACAUGGGCCAGAACCUCUUCCCUCAGGCCCCACCGGCCUUUCCCCCCAACACCCGCAAACCAAACGCUCUUCCCCCCUCCGGUCAAACGCUCAGGUCCAACGCUGCUACUGGUGAUUCCUCGAGGAGCGGAGACUCCAUGGCAGGGACCGGCUUGGAAGCGCCGCCCACGGGCUCCAUCCCAGGAUUUCCUUUCACCUUCCCUCCGUUCCCAACGGCUCCUUGGGUGGGAAUGCCGCCACUUCCGUUCGCGAUGCCUCCGAUGCCGUUGCCCCCGUCGGGAUUUGCCGGGCUGACGGAAGAGGAGCUGCGUGCGAUGGAAGGGCAGGAACGUCAGAACCUGGAGGCCCGGCUCCAGUGCCUGCAGAACAUCCACACGCUGCUCGACGCUGCCAUGGUCCACAUCCACCAGUAUCUCGCCGUGGUGGCCACCCUCAGCCCCCCCAGGCCGACGACAACCGAGCGAGCGGCGCCCAGCACGGAGUCGCCGGAGCCGGCAGCGGGAGCGCAGGCAGAUUCACCGGGAGCGCCCCCCUCUCCCACUCCCGCUCCAGCGGCCGACACCACCUCGACAGAACCAGCACCGGCUCCCGAGGAAAUAGGACCGAGCGACCUGGAAGGGGCGGUGGGCUACACGGCGCCAGAUUCGCCUGGCAGCCGCCGCGGCCACGACGAAGACGAGGAGGAGGGCGCCCGGCUGGGGGAGCCGGACGCCGCCGAGCUGCGGCGCCGCCGUCUACGGAAUCUGGAGCGCCCCGGCGCCCCGCUCUAACCAACCGCUGGCUGCCGGCCUCGAUGGUGGUGGUGGUGCGGAGGGGAGGCCCAGGAAAGUCAACCGGGCCUUGUUUGUGUGUGUGUGUGCGUGCGUGAGGGAAGUCUGCGAAGGGGGGGGUCUCCACUAUCUGCUCGACCGGUUCCCCCCACCCCGACUGCCAUCGAUUCACCAGCUGACCCCGAGGUCCAAUCUCCACGACUCCAGUAAACCAUACACCAGCCACCACCUCUUGUCCUGUGCUCUUCAGUCGUUCCAGACACACCACUAGGCACCAGUUUAAUUUUUUUUCUUUCUCUUUCUCUCUUUCUCUGUCUCUAAAGCUGGUCUGGAUUUUUGACACGGUCUCCCCACCCCCCCAACCCCCCCCAUGCGCCCAGAGUUGGCGUCAACCCAUCUGCAUUGAUUCAGAGCCAAGCCCCGGCACAGAUGGCAGCACUGGGGCCUGUUCUGUGUGGUCCCCUUUCUUUUAGCCUGAAGUAGGCCACUGAUGACCUGUGGCCUGCUUCAACGUAGGCCCCAGCCUUUAGUCGGACAAGGGGAGGUGACCUGUGGCCUGCUUCAACGUAGGCCCCAGCCUUUAGUCGGACAAGGGAGGUGACCUGUGGCCUGCUUCAACGUAGGCCCCAGCCUUUAGUCAGACAAGGGAGGUGACCUGUGGCCUUCUUCAACGUAGGCCCCAGGCUUUAGUCGGACAGGGUAGGUAACCUGUGGCCUUCCUCGGGGGGUAAAUCCCAGCCUUUAGUGCUUGUACACCACGGGUUCCUCUGGGACUGGGUGGUGGUGGUGGUCCUUGACACAACCUUGAGGGUGACCUGUGGCCUGCUGCGGGGCAAUUCCCGGCCUUUAGUGUGACAUAGUCAACCAGGUGACCUGACCUGAGGCCCGCUUUAGAGUAAUCCCCCGGCCUGUCAGUGGAGAUGUCUGAAAACCAUGUCCGAUGCGGAGGAGGUUUUGUCCUUCUGCUGUUAAACAUUUUUUCUUUUUAAACUUCCUUGACCCCCAGCUCCUUCUCCUUCCAAGACAGACAAAAAUGCGGGAGUAACUCAGCGAGUGAGGCGGCAUCUAUGGAGCGAAGGAACAGGUGACACUUCAGGUCGAGACCCUCCUCUUCUCCACAGAUGCUGCCUCACCCGCUGAGUUUCUCCAGCAUUUUUUUUUGUCCAUACCUUCGAUUUUUUUUUUUCCAGCAUCUGCAGUCCUUUCUUAAACUCUCCUUCCAAAAGCCGGUCAUUAUUUAACCUCCUCGCUUUGACCGAAACCCCUCAAAAAAAACACACGAUAGAUCGACGCUGGAGAUAAGACGCGAUGCGCUGGAGUGAUCACAGCGGGGCCGGCAGAAGGAACGGCCGACGUUUCGGGCCUUCGAGAGGACUCGAAACGUCGCCCUUUCCUUCCCACACUCCCUCCCCCAGAGACGCUUCCCCUGCCCCCCCCC